Messenger RNA from Sycon ciliatum, 1796 nucleotides. RefSeq lists its product as uncharacterized. Lineage: Eukaryota; Metazoa; Porifera; Calcarea; Leucosolenida; Sycettidae. The transcript has 7 exons. Gene Ontology annotation, molecular function: calcium ion binding; Notch binding. The record is from RefSeq and is a predicted model, not a curated record. Bases 176 to 1378 code for a protein of 400 amino acids.
UUUCUCAGAUUUCCCUAGAAGAAAGACUAGCAAUCAUUUGCCGUUCUCUUCAAACGAGUCCGUUUCUUUCUCCUCAGGCAGAAGUUGUAUUUUGAACUCCGAUCCCUUUCAAGAGUUAAGGCCUACGUCAACGUAAGCUGCCACACAGGGACUACUGAUCAAUCUCUCUCACAGAAUGCCGCCUCCAUGUUUCAUGCUGGCCGCCAUCAUGUUGCUAGUGGCAACGGCUGUUCCUGCGCUUGGAGACCCGGUUCCCGUUUCAGCCAUGCCGGACAAUCAAGUGCCGCUUGUCACAGCAAGGCCAAGUUGUAUGGUUCGUUGGAUUACCCAGUCCGGUGUGGAGCAGGAGAUGGCGGAGAAGUACGAGGGCAUCUUCAAGAGCAUUGGCAUGAGCGAAGCCAAGCUGCUUGAGCUGGACACGGGUGUGCUGGCGUUCCUGAUGGGAAUGACGGACGCUCAUGCCACUAUGCUCAAGAACUGCCUUGCCGGUAGGAAUCCGUUAUGUGCUGGUGCGUUCGACCCGUGCAACACUGAGGGAGAGUGUGUGUUCAACACUGACAGUCGUUCAUACAUGUGUCAAUGCCAGCCAGGCAGAACGGGAUACUAUUGCGAGGAUGAAAUUGAUGAGUGCGGCAGCGAGCCCUGUCAGAAUGGUGGACGAUGUGUGGACGCUUUCAACUCAUUCAGUUGUAACUGUUCAGUUGGCUACGAGGGAGAUCUGUGCCAGACACGCUGGCUCACUCUUUCACGAUAUGAUUCAGUCCCCGAAACAUUGAUGCAGUUAUCGUACCCUCUCCAGUCUCUGAAUGCCAGCCUGGAGAAGGAAAAGGCCAGCCAAGAAAUACAGUUGUUCAAACUGCAGUCUCUGAACGCCAGCCUGGAGGAGGAAAAAGCUAAAGUUAAAAGCCAAGAAAUCCAGUUGCUGAAACUGAAGGAGCAACAGAAAUGCAACCCUUCUGAGCUGGGAUUCGCCUACUCGUCAAGUACUAACCAAUACUUUGGCAUCUCUCAGGUUGCCAAGGUAACCAUCAAGAAGAAACAAUCGUCAACACUACUUCACAUCGCCUACACUGCCAAUAUUCGCACACACGGAGGCGGUACACCGCAGUCCAGGUGGUAUGCCAAGAUUGGUAACCGAGAAUGCAGCAGUCCAAACAAAGUGGAGAUGGUGCAAUUCCGUAGCGGUGAUGCACCCGUACCUUACAGUCCAGCUCACCUGGAGGGCAUAUGCAAACAAACCAGUUCUGGAAACAUCCCAGCUGGUCUUCGCACUAUAACUAUACACACUGGGGACAAGGCAAACUUGGGAAGUUUCCGUGCAUAUACCGGCUACCAGUCUGCGUCAACACUUCAAGUUCGUGAAAUAUGUGCCCCUUAAGGUUACGCAUGAAUCCCUUUACAUACAUCACUUGUAAUUGCGUUUGGUCACCCUUUUUCUUCAUUCUCACAUUUUUGCUUCUGGUGCACACAUGCAACGCUUAGUUUUCAUACCCCUGUUUUUGUGUACACGUUUUUUGAGAAAUCACACUUUGAUAUUUUUGUGCUUGCAUUGUGUCCGUCUUACCUUAUCUUCCUUGCUAAAGUAUUUCAUUUGUUGUGAUUUGUUCUUUAGUACAACGUUGAUUCCUAAUGAGUGUUGCACGAAAGCUAGUUCGAAUGAUUGUUUCCAUCGUUCUCUUCCUACAUGUAUUUCUCUCUCCUUUUUAUUGUUUUCGCAUCAUAGAAAUUGGACUUUUUAAUGUGGGUGUUUUUUGCAAUAUUUUCAACUCCUAUUAUCAAAUAUACGUUUCGGUGAA